AUGUACGAUGACAUCGAAGGUUUUUUACGUAGUAACAAUAACAUCAUACCAUUGAGGUACUCUUACAAAGAAAUAAAAAAGAUAACUAAACAAUUUAAGACAAAACUAGGGAAAGGAGGUUAUGGAUCUGUUUUCAAAGGACAACUUCAGAGUGGUCGUUUUGUAGCUGUCAAAUUAUUGGACAAAACCAAGUCCAACGGUCAAGAUUUUGUCAACGAAGUUGUUACCAUUGGUAGGAUUCACCAUGUUAAUGUGGUACAACUUAUUGGUUUUUGUAUAGAAGGAUCAGAACGUGCUCUUAUAUAUGAAUUCAUGCCAAAUGGGUCACUUGAAAAAUACAUAUUUUCUCACAUUGAAGAGAGUUAUUCCUUGACUUGUGAAAAAUUAUAUUCCAUUUCUUUGGGAGUGGCUCGAGGCAUUGAGUACUUGCAUAAUGGAUGUAAUAUGAAAAUUUUACAUUUUGACAUAAAGCCUCAUAACAUCCUUCUUGAUGAGAAUUUUAAUCCAAAAGUUUCAGAUUUUGGAUUGGCAAGACUUUGUCCUACAGAUAACAGUAUUGUGUCAUUAACCGCUGUACGAGGAACCAUUGGAUAUAUGGCCCCUGAACUAUUCUAUAGAAAUGUUGGAACAAUAUCUUACAAAGCUGAUGUUUAUAGUUUUGGGAUGUUGUUAAUGGAGAUAGCAAGUAGAAGGAAGAACUUGAAUUCACUGGUUGAGCAAUCCAGCCAACUUUAUUUUCCUUUUUGGGUUUAUGAUCGAUUACAUGAUGGAAGAGAAGUUACAAUUGAGAAUGACACCAAUCAAGAAAUGAAAUUGGCAAAGAAAAUGAUGAUUGUGGCUUUGUGGUGUAUCCAGACAAAACCUGGUGAUCGUCCUUCGAUGGAUAAAGUGAUUGAGAUGCUUGAAGAAGAAGAUGAGGAUUUGCAAAUGCCUAAUAAACCAUACUUUUAUGCGCAAGAUCUCCCUGAUGAUGAGCAUGUUAGAGAUAAUAGUACUAGCGGUUCAUGGUCUUCCUCUAGUACAUUAGUAACUAAUUCAAAGCAACUGGCCUAA
This is a messenger RNA of Lathyrus sativus (Indian pea), 1053 nucleotides long. NCBI's taxonomy places the organism in Eukaryota, Viridiplantae, Streptophyta, Magnoliopsida, Fabales, Fabaceae. The record is from the annotation of a GenBank genome assembly.